AUGGGGAGCGGAUCUUGGGUUGCUUUAACAGCGACAUUUAUUGCAGUUUCCGCAGUUUUCAUAUAUUUGGCACAAAAGAAAAUAAUCACUUUAGUCGAUCCUGAGAAGAAAUAUUCGUUACCAUUGAUUGCUAAGGAAGUAAUAAGUCGAGACACCGUAAAAUUUCGUUUUGGAUUACCAUCUGAGGAGCAUGUUCUUGGUUUACCAGUUGGAAAACAUAUCCAUCUCACUGCUAAGGUUCAUGGAAAGCUAGUUGUUCGGCCGUAUACUCCAAUAUCAUCUGACGAUGACAAGGGCUAUGUAGAACUUCUGGUAAAAAUAUACAGGGCAAACCAGCAUCCGAAAUUUCCAGAAGGUGGCAAAAUGACCCAGUAUCUUGAUACCCUGUCAAUAGGUGACAAAAUUGACUUUAGAGGUCCAUCAGGAUUGAUAGAAUAUAAAGGUCAUGGUGUGUUCGAGACGAAAAAGAAGAAAACUGACACACCGACAAAGCAGGCUUACAGUAAAAUUGGUAUGAUUGCUGGUGGGUCUGGCAUUACACCGAUGUUACAAAUUAUUCGUGCAAUUCUUGAGGAUGAUACUGACGAUACUGUAGUUUUUCUUCUUUUUGCGAACCAAUCAGAAGAAGAUAUUCUAUUAAAGAACGAGAUAGACAAAUACGCUAGAGAAAAUCCUUCAAAACUUAACAUUUGGUACACUGUAGAUCGCCCUCCUGCAAACUGGUCCUACUCGUCAGGCUUUAUCAAUGAAGAUAUGAUUAAAAACCAUUUUCCUCCUCCGAGUGAUGAUCUUGUCAUUUUACUCUGCGGUCCUCCACCUAUGAUCAACUUUGCAUGCAUGCCAAACCUGGACAAAUUAGGGUAUGCUGCCGAAACUCGCUUGAUCUUUUGA
Messenger RNA from Enterobius vermicularis (human pinworm), 891 nucleotides. The record is from the annotation of a GenBank genome assembly. Lineage: Eukaryota; Metazoa; Nematoda; Chromadorea; Rhabditida; Oxyuridae.